AUGUCGAACCCCGCCCAACUAGACGCGGAAAUGGAGGCCCUAUUGGCCUAUGAAACAGCAUCAAAUGACGAGUUCUAUGAGUGCAAUUCCGACCAGGAGGCCGAGGAGGUCGCGGAGGCGGCCGCGGCGCAGGAAGAUGCCCCGGAGGCUCUCGACGACCCGCAACCUAGUGAAGAGGCCGCGGAGGCGCAGGAACAGGGCCCUGUUGUCCCAUUUACGCUCCCGCCUAUUGAAGAGGCACAGGAAGAGGGCCCGUUCAUCCCAUUUGCGCUCCCGCCUAGUGAGACUAGGUUUUACUCAACUGAGGAGGCCUGGGAGUUCCUUGAUAGGUGGACAGGGCCUCGCGGAUAUGGCCUUCGCAUUCAUCGAAAAGGUUAUCUUAGCAUCUAA
Exophiala spinifera is the source of this 390-nucleotide messenger RNA. RefSeq lists its product as uncharacterized. The record is from RefSeq and is a predicted model, not a curated record. Bases 1 to 390 code for a protein of 129 amino acids. NCBI's taxonomy places the organism in Eukaryota, Fungi, Ascomycota, Eurotiomycetes, Chaetothyriales, Herpotrichiellaceae. The transcript has a single exon.